Mauremys mutica (yellowpond turtle) is the source of this 2887-nucleotide messenger RNA. RefSeq names its product glutathione synthetase (gene GSS). Gene Ontology annotation, molecular function: glutathione synthase activity; ATP binding; glutathione binding. The record is from RefSeq and is a predicted model, not a curated record. The transcript is spliced from 14 exons. The coding region runs from base 369 to 1802 and encodes 477 amino acids. Gene Ontology annotation, biological process: glutathione biosynthetic process. Lineage: Eukaryota; Metazoa; Chordata; Testudines; Geoemydidae. Gene Ontology annotation, cellular component: cytosol.
GUCACACGGCACUGUGAUGGAGUUCCGACGUCAGCCCCCCACCCCCCGGUACUGACUCUGCCCGUGCAGCGCCCGGGGACUCUCCGUAUCAGCUGUUCCAGAGUCCAGCCCUCACUGGGGAGCUCGCCCCUCCUCGUUACCUCACGGUGAUAGGCCCACUCUCCUGCCAAUCAUGGGAGAAGGCUGGCGCUCGGGGCCGUUCUGGGCGCUGAGACAGGCGUGGCCUAUCAAAGGUUGAGCGGAGCGCAGCGUGUUUCCCUUCGCACGCGCAGCCGGCAGGUGCCGCGAGCCAGGUACUGGGGCUUGUCGCUUCCGGGGAGGGGCAGCUCUCCUUCCCCCGCUCCCGGGUGCCCGCCCCAGCAUUUGAAAUGACUGCCCACCUGACCAUAUGGGAAGAUGUUUUGCACAAUGAGCAGCUCAUUCCAGAGGUAGCUGCAAUCGCUGUGGAUGCAGCAUUGCUUGAAGGAGUUCUGAUGAGGACCAAAGAGGAACCCAGUUCAUCGAAUGUGGUGAAUUAUGCUCCCUUUACAUUGCUCCCAUCUGUAGUACCAAGCACCAUCUUUGAACAAGCCUAUGCUGUUCAGCAAGAUUUUAACCUACUUGUGGAUACUAUUAGCCAGAACGCGGAAUUCCUGGAACGCACUCUUGCUAGCACCAUCAAAGUGGAUGAUUUCACAGCUCAUCUCUUUAAAAUCUACAAGCAAGUUCUGAAAGAAGGGUUUGCUCAGUCAGUAUUCUUAGGAAUAAAUCGCUCUGAUUAUAUGAUUGACCAUGGCGCAGAUGGCACUCCAGCACUGAAGCAAAUCGAAAUAAACACCAUUGCUGCCAGCUUCGGAGGCCUUACUUCAAGAACCACCGCUGUGCAUCGGCACAUAUUGAAUGUUUUGGGGAAGUCCAAGGAAGCCUUGAAGUUACUGGACAAUAAUCCAUGCAAAGGGAUUGCCUUGGGCAUUGCGAAAGCUUGGGAACUCUAUGGUUCAGCCAGGGCUGUGGUGAUGGUCCUGGUUGCAGACACCCAAAGGAAUAUUUUUGACCAACGCUGCGUAGAAAAUGAGCUGUGGACCAGGAAUAUCCGGGUGAUCCGGAGGCAGUUUGAAGAUGUGUUUGAAAAGGCAUCUUUAGAUAAUGACAGGAGACUGUACAUGGAAGGCCAAGAGAUUGCAGUGGUGUAUUACAGAGAAGGUUACAUGCCAGAGAACUAUAACAAACAGAACUGGGAGGCACGGUUGUUGAUUGAAAGGUCCAAAGCAGUCAAGUGUCCUGACAUUGCUACCCAGCUUGCUGGGACCAAAAAAGUUCAGCAGGAGCUGAGCCAGCCAGGAGUCGUGGAGAGAUUACUGCCCAGCCAGGCUGAGGCGGUUGCUCGGAUAAGAGCGACAUUUACUGGCCUCUAUUCCCUGGAUAUGGACGAAGAAGGUGCUAAGGUGGUUGCAAUGGCCAUUGCUGAUCCAGAACGAUAUGUCCUAAAGCCUCAGCGGGAAGGCGGAGGGAACAAUCUCUAUGGGGAAGAGCUCAAGCAACUUCUGGAGAAGAUUAAAGACAGCCCUGAGAGGGCCUCCUAUAUCCUAAUGGAUAAGAUCACACCUCAGACAUCGAUGAAUUACUUGCUCAGGGCUCACAGUCCCCUGAAAAUAUCAGAAUGUGUCUCUGAGUUGGGGGUCUUUGGCAUCUACGUCAGGCAGGGGAAGGACAUUGUGGUGAAUAAGCACGUUGGUCACCUCUUGCGAACCAAGGCAAUUGAGCAUGCAGAUGGCGGGGUGGCAGCUGGGGUGGCUGUACUGGAUACUCCCUAUGUGAUAUGAAGAGGAUACCUCCCACAUCUGUUGCCCUAACUGCUGCCAGAAGAGCUGUGAUUUCCUUUAGGGUUUGAUUACUUCAGUGUCUUGAUAAAUGUCUGUAAUCAGGACCGCAGGGACAUGCCCUCCUUGUGAUCAGUGGGCCAGGAGGGGGAAUGUGCAAUCACACUUGUACCAAAUACUUUUGUGCUACUCACCCCCCCCCCCUUUCUUGUCUUUCCUUUUUAAUUCUUCCCUCAGUCUUGAGUUCUCAUCUCAUCUUUUUGCCUUAUUGAUAAGGAGUUGGGAUUUCCCUAUGUACCCUCUUCAAGACACUACAGCUGCUCAGUCGCUCCUUAAGUGCCUGAUCCCAGAGGGUUAAAUGUGCCUUCCACAUUUCCUGCUUCUCAGUUAGUUGCUACCUAUGAGGGCAUUUGCUUUCUGGCCAAAGGAAAGGAAGAUGGAGAACAAAAAUGAGGGUAGAUGGAUUUAGUUAAGGGCUCCCUCCCCCAAUGCUGCUAGCCUUUGUAUCAGAGAGAGAGCCUGGAGCACAGGGCCUGGUGUGAGGCCUAAACCAAAGUCAACAAAAAAAAGCUAUGAGCGAAAUUCAUUCUCUUAAAAAGCAGAUGCUUGCUUACACGUUCACUGUCUGGUAAAUGAACGAGGCAAAGCAGAGCUAGCAUUGCUAAAACACAGGCAUUCCGAAGAAGUUUUAGGUACAGGGUAUUAAUGUAAACACAUUCCAGAAGGCUAGUACAGGUACACCACAACAUAGUUAUGGAAUAAACACAAUCCUAGGAGAUUGUACAGAGAAACACUAACCCCAAGUAGGACAAAGAGAGGAGGCUAAAAUGAUGGAUGGAGAUGUCUUGUUCAAACCAGCACGAACAAGGUGUAGGGUUGGUAACUAACCAUGACGGGAUUGUAAUACAUAACUUGAUUGUAUCAGUGUAUAAAAGGAGAAAUUAUAGGGGGGGCAAUAGAAAAUCCUGCUGCUGACUGAGCUGAGCCCAUGUCACUGGGCACUCAUAGCAUACAUGUAACCAUAGAGCCAGGGUGCUAAUGCUGUGUCUUAAGGGAAAUAAACCUGGCCGAGGGCCUUUGCCACCAAA